GCCGCUCUUGGAAGUAAUCUAGGUGUAUUAGCUGUCGUAGGUGUGUGUACAAGUGUAGUUAGUUGUUUUUAUUAUCUUAGAUUAAUAAGAAUAAUGUAUUUUAGUACUCCUAAAACUUGGUGUAGUACUGCUCGCGUACCACGAACAAAUGCUUUAGCAUUAGCAAUUUCUUUAUUUUUUCUGAUUUUUUGUAUGGCGUACCCUGCACCGUUACACUUGAUCACACAUAAAAUAGCAAUUGCUCUAUGUGUCUAA
Molecule: messenger RNA, 255 nt
Organism: Auxenochlorella protothecoides
Lineage: Eukaryota; Viridiplantae; Chlorophyta; Trebouxiophyceae; Chlorellales; Chlorellaceae
Product: NADH-ubiquinone oxidoreductase chain 2
Exons: 1
Source: RefSeq, a predicted model, not a curated record